UGACCAGACAGCUGUGUGAGACACUCACAGAGCCUUGUGUGAUCACAACCACGGCACCAGAGAACCCUGGGCUCAAGGACCACGAGGAAGGGAGCCCCAGUAGCUCUGACCCGGGCAGACUUCCUAAGGAGAUGCGGCCGCUUCUGCUCCUGAUGGCCUUCCUUCUGGACCCCAGGACCCAGGCAGGGGAAAUCAUCGAGGGGCAUGAGGUCAAGCCUCACUCUCGUCCCUACAUGGCAUUUCUUCGAAUCAAGACUGUAAACAGAACACGAUGUGGGGGUUUCCUUGUGCAUGAGAACUUUGUGCUGACGGCCGCUCACUGCCAGGGAAGCUUCAUAACAGUCAUCCUGGGAGCCCACAACAUCAGGAAGCAUGAGAAAACCCAGCAGGUCAUCCCAGUGGAAAGAAUCAUCCCGUACCCAGGCUAUCGUCCCAAAGUCAAUGACAUCAUGUUACUGCAGCUGAGGAGGAAGGCCAAACUGACUGCCGCCGUGGGCCUCCUCAAGCUGCCCAGGAGGGGACAGCAGGUCAAGCCAGGGAUGGUGUGCAGUGUGGCAGGCUGGGGGCGAGUUGACCUGAACACCACCACGGACAAACUGCAUGAGGUACAGCUGGAAAUCCAAGAGGACAGGCAGUGCCGCGCACGCUACAGAAGCUCUUUCCGCAACGACACCCAGAUCUGUGUGGGGGACCCAAAAAAGAAUCAGUCUACUUUUUCGGGAGACUCCGGAGGUCCCCUCGUGUGUGACAAAAGGGCCCAAGGCAUUGUUGCCUUUGGGAAAAAAGACGGGAAACCUCCACGUGUUGAAACCAAGAUCUCCAGCUUUCUGCCCUGGAUAGAAAAAACAAUGAAACGUUUCCAGCUGCACAGACCAGACUGAGGCACCCGGACCGAUCCCUCCAUCUCCCUCUGGGGCUCAGGCCAGAACGGCAUUGUCCAGACGGGGUGGAGGGGAAGCUGCCAGACACAGAAUAAACUUGCAUCUCUAG
This is a messenger RNA of Molossus molossus (Pallas's mastiff bat), 990 nucleotides long. RefSeq names its product granzyme H-like. The record is from RefSeq and is a predicted model, not a curated record. The coding region runs from base 132 to 881 and encodes 249 amino acids. Gene Ontology annotation, biological process: proteolysis. NCBI's taxonomy places the organism in Eukaryota, Metazoa, Chordata, Mammalia, Chiroptera, Molossidae. The transcript is spliced from 5 exons. Gene Ontology annotation, molecular function: serine-type endopeptidase activity. Gene Ontology annotation, cellular component: cytoplasm; intracellular membrane-bounded organelle.